CUGAGGGACGUGUCAGGCCACGGUUUCCAGCACUUGGAAGAGGACGGGCGUGAGCAACCAUGGCCUGGGAGAGUCUCUCGGUACCUCGGCUUGAGGGCGUUUCGCAGGAACGGUUCCUGCAGCACCUCUACCCGCAGAGAAAACCCCUAGUGUUGGAAGGAAUUGAUUUGGGGGCAUGUACAAGCAAAUGGACAGUGGAUUACCUGAGCCAAGUUGGAGGGAGAAAAGAAGUAAAGAUUCAUGUUGCUGCAGUUGCCCAGAUGGACUUCAUUAGUAAGAACUUUGUAUAUAGAACUUUACCUUUUGAUAAGUUGGUUCAGAGAGCAGCUGAAGAAAAGCAUGAAGAAUUCUUUAUUUCAGAGGAUGAGAAGUACUACUUACGGUCACUUGGGGAAGACCCUAGAAAGGAUGUUGCAGAUAUCAGAAAGCAGUUUCCUUUACUGGAAGGAGAUAUUAAGUUUCCAAAAUUUUUCAAAGAGGAGCAGUUCUUUUCCAGUGUUUUUCGAAUUAGCUCACCAGGAUUACAACUUUGGACCCACUAUGAUGUAAUGGAUAACUUCUUAAUACAAGUGACAGGAAAAAAGCGUGUUGUACUAUUCAGUCCUCGAGAUGCCCAGUAUUUAUAUUUAUCAGGUACUAAAUCAGAAGUACUGGAUAUAGAUAACCCAGACUUAGCUAAAUAUCCACUGUUUUCCAAGGCUAGAAGGUAUGAAUGUUCCCUUAAAGCUGGAGAUGUAUUAUUCAUUCCUGCUUUAUGGUUCCAUAACGUAAUUUCUGAAGAGUUUGGAGUGGGAGUGAAUAUCUUUUGGAAGCACCUUCCAUCUGAAUGCUAUGAUAAAACAGAUACCUAUGGAAACAAAGAUCCUACAGCAGCAUCAAGAGCUGCACAAAUUUUGGACAGAGCUUUAAAAACACUGGCUGAAUUACCAGAGGAAUACAGGGACUUCUAUGCACGGCGAAUGGUCUUACACAUUCAAGAUAAAGCUUAUAGCAAAAACUUUGAGUAAAUAAUGAAGUGAAUGCGAUGAAUAUAAACUUUUAAAUACAAUUCAGCUCAAAUACUGGAAAAAUAUAACCACAUAUAAAUUA
Molecule: messenger RNA, 1089 nt
Organism: Zalophus californianus (California sea lion)
Lineage: Eukaryota; Metazoa; Chordata; Mammalia; Carnivora; Otariidae
Gene: TYW5
Product: tRNA-yW synthesizing protein 5
Exons: 8
Coding region: 60-1007 (315 amino acids)
Biological process (GO): wybutosine biosynthetic process
Molecular function (GO): 2-oxoglutarate-dependent dioxygenase activity; tRNA binding
Source: RefSeq, a predicted model, not a curated record